Messenger RNA from Ostrea edulis (European flat oyster), 2963 nucleotides. RefSeq lists its product as uncharacterized. The coding region runs from base 51 to 1808 and encodes 585 amino acids. Lineage: Eukaryota; Metazoa; Mollusca; Bivalvia; Ostreida; Ostreidae. The record is from RefSeq and is a predicted model, not a curated record. The transcript has 9 exons. Gene Ontology annotation, molecular function: dopamine beta-monooxygenase activity; copper ion binding.
AGAAGGAGAUUUGCCAGAGCAGAUCAGCACACGCUCUCAGACGGACGAGCAUGGGAAUGAUGGCAGGAAUUUGUAUCAAAUUUGGAACUCUUCUUUUUCUGAUUUCUUGCGUACAUGGUUACGCAUUUUACAGAACCAAAAUACCAAAUGGACAUAAAGUUCCUCAUCCUUGUAACCCAACGUCUGACAAGUGGGUAGCGGUGGGGCACAUGCUCCCCGGGGGUAGAGGACCAAGAAAUCCCUUUGGAGAGGACUUCGCCGCACAUGGUCAAGAAUGGACCAAGAAGUUGUGCUUUAUGGACUCUGACGGCGAUGGCAGACAUAACGGUAUAGAGUUGGGAGAUCCCUGGUGUCAGUGGACUCCUGAUAACAAAUAUUCUCUUCAACUGGCCACAUCACACCCAGGUAUUUGCGACCCAUUAGAAAGCCCAAAAUGUGAAGGUAAAAACGAUUGGCUGAAAUGUCCAGACUUCGCAAAGAGAUGCAACCACGCCAUCACUGAGAAAGGUGCACAUCGUUUGGAGAUUCGUCUCCCUCGUCUGCACGUGCCUGCUAAGGAACACAGCUACGUUUGUCUGGAGUACGAUCUCCCUGACAACGAAGAUUAUCACCUGACAGCAGGUCUACCAAUGAUCGACAACCACGUCACAAUGGGAGGCAUUAUGAUAUUUGCCUGUGAAUCGAGUACUUACACACCCGCUUCCAAACACCCGUAUGAAUGUGGCUUAAAGACUCGUGGAGAUUGCAGACAUCUGAUUGGUGGUUACUCAGAAGACAUUCCAGGAAUAUGUUACCACAGAAACGCAGGCAUGCGCAUUGGACGAACAGGAGUUCGACAGAUAAUCAUUCAGUUUAAGUGGAAUAAUCCAGAAGAAUACGAGAACAUGUUCGAUUCCUCCGGAAUGGCUCUGUACUACACUAACAAUCUUCGCCGAUAUGACGUAGGAACGAAGAUUUUCUCCUCCACCCACUUCACCAUCCCCUCACCACGACCAAUUUAUGCUAUUACAUCCAGUUAUCCCAAGGAAUGUUCACAGAUGCAAAUUAAGUCUCCAAUCUACAUCACCAGAGCUUUCAACCAUAUGCAUAACUAUGGAAAGCAAGAAAGAGUAGAGUUGAUACGAGACGGUCGUGUUGUUAAUCUGAUCACGGACGAAAGAUUUUACGACAUACAUAAACAAAAGACUUUCUGGCACACGAGUCCAGUUCAAGUUCUUCCCGGCGAUAUACUUCGAAUCACGUGUGUUUAUGACACAAGAGAAGUGAGACAUCCGGUGCACUGGGGUCUUCUGUCAACCAAUGAGAUAUGUGCUUCUACUUUAGAAUACUAUCCUAAGGGCAACUGGAUGGGAUCCACAUGUUCUAGUUUCAAAUCCAUCCCUUUGUGUAAAUUAGAAACAACUGGUGUAGCUAACGGAUGCGAUUUUAAUGGCUUCUUUGGAGCAUUACACAAGGACCAGCGGACAGCUUCCCUUUUCCAGAACUGCACCAACAUGAAUAAAUGCACACCAGCAUGUCGAACACUCGCUCAUGCAGCUACGUCACAUCCGUGUUUGACGGGAGAUAGUAUGGAACUAUUGCGAUCCCCUCUCACAGCACCGAACAAAAAAUUGAAAACUUUCUUCAACGUACUGGAACUAUGUGGAGCGUACACGCCUCCUAAGCAAUCAAGUUCAACCAGAAGACGUAACCGGAAGAAUCGCAACAAUGACACACAAGAGUCUAUGAGUUCCGGAAUUGGAGGUUCACUUCCGGGUCAUCUUGUAAGUGGAAGUGUACACCUGGUAUUUAUACCUGGAGAGCGAUAACCUGGAGCUGGGGCUUAUUCAUAUUAUCUAACACUUUGUUUUCUCAGCGUGAGGAAUAAUGGACUUAAUUAAAAUUUAUGCAAAUAUAACCUCUUGCUUCUCAUAUUGCCUAACCCUUUCGUCAAUUCUACUCAACAAACUAGCAGUGAUGAUUUUUAUAUGCAUAUUAUACUCAUUCUUACUACCCCUUGCAGAUUGACCCUUCACAACUUAAAAGGCGAUGAGACAUUCAAUUGAGAUUCAGGAAGCAGACAAAGUUUUGGUGAACAUCGCGAUUUUGAUCAGCAUGACCCAGUUAUCCCUUUUCGUAGGUCAUCAGUGGAUCCUCUUCCAAUCUAAUUUUCCAAAAUUUCCUUAUUACUAAUCCAUGGAUAUGUUUUCAUCCAAAGUUUAUCAUCAUUAAUAUAUAUGCAGAUGGAAUUGUUGCUAAAAUAUCAAUAUUUAAAUUGUGACCUACAAUGCAAGAUUAUAACGGAUAACAUCUUUUAAAAACUAAAAAUUAAAAAAAGAACAAAAUGUCAAGAUUCCAUAACCGACGCAAAGAAAUUGCAACACUGUUUUGUUCAAAGAAAAGAAUGAAAUCGUUUUGGUCAACACAGAACUGUUGCAAAAUCAUUGUAUCCUAGACUAAAUACAACGAUUACGUAUUUAAGAAAAUAUCUACAGAAUAUCUAACUUGAAAGGAUAGCCCACGUCUCUUGUGUUUAAUGAAUUAAACGAACAUUUCGUUUUCUUCAUAUUAUUAACACUACUUGACUUUCUGCACGUAAACUCCACACACCUGGUCCUACAUCUUCACAAAACCUCGACAUCGUAAGGAGGCUGGUUCUGUUGCUGAUCUAGGCCUUGUCUUUGGAAGAAGAUUGGUUGAGUGUGGAAAAUAAUUGCUAAACAUCCAGAAUAAAUCGGUCAUAUUCUUUUAUUUCAGUAUUAUUAAUAUGUGAUAAUGUGUGUUCUUCAUACGAUUCGUGUGCUUUGAAGAGAAAAAAAAAACACCUAAAAACUUGGAAAUGUGACAUGUUUGAUUUACUGGUAAGCAAAUGUGAUUCUGUGUAUGUAGUUAUGUGAGUGUGUUGAUUGUAAGCAAUGUAUCAUGAUGUAAACAUUCCAAUUAAUUUGUUGGUUUUUUCAAAAAUAAAAUAUUUAUUACUGAUA